Messenger RNA from Symbiodinium necroappetens, 7157 nucleotides. The record is from the annotation of a GenBank genome assembly. Lineage: Eukaryota; Dinophyceae; Suessiales; Symbiodiniaceae.
AUGCCAGCCUCCGAGACUCCUCCGCUUGCACAGCUCGGCCCCAGCCAGUUCUCUGAAAUUCGCCUCCGCAUCACGGCAAGCAUUGACCUGUACCCGGCCGACAUGGACCGGCCAGAGAUACGCCAACAACAACUGUCCAGCCAUGACUGGCUGACAGGUUGGCGAAUUCGAGGUGGCGUGGGAUCUGAAGCACAGCAGGAUCGCUAUGCCUUAUAUUCCACCGAUCACCACCUUCAGCUGCGGACAAUGAAACGUGGUUGGAGCAUCAACGAGCUUGUGGCGGAUGUUGCAGGGGUGAUCCCUAGACUCAGAUCGGUCCGACUUUUGGUGGAUCGACUUGAUGGGCUGCCAGCCAUUCAGAUCGCAGCCACGACGCGAGAGGAUUUCCAGCUCGUUUUGCCUGACAAUACCCCCCUGCGUGCUCUCCCGGGACAUGAGGAGGUCGAGGAGGAAGGUGACCAGGGCCCAGUGCUCCACCCGCAGUGCUGCCAGGGCUACCGCAAGGCUGUGAAAGACAUUGAGUCCUUGCGACCCGCUGUCCAGUACACAAUCGUGCCACCCAAUGUCAUUCUGGCCCAGCCUGCCUUGACCCCUAACGUUGCAGUUGGAGGUGCAAGCGCGGACCACACGGAGCAUUCAAGGUUUUACACGAUCUUCGAACCGCGCAUCGAUUUGCGUCAAAGACCCGCUGAUCCGUCAUGGCAGCUUGCUGACUAUGUCGCGGACGCGGUCCGCCAGCUGCCUGUGCCUGUUCGCAUGGUGUUCAUCCUUUCCAUGCCGCUACCAUCCUUUGCCACGCCGCAGCUUGUGCUGACCUUACACUCUGCCCUGCCGCGCGCCAGAUCAUUGCCUGUGGAUUUACGCAGUGUCGGUGGCAUGGUUCAUACCAUUGAACUUCUGCCACAGUGCAGCCCUACAGACGUUUGGGCCGCCCUCAGGGACAAAGGCAUUGACCUGUCUAGGCAAUGGGAGGCGGCACAUGAGGCUGGACAUGUCCGUUUCCUUAACCAGCUAGGACACGAGGUUGUGGAGUGGGGUGCUGAUGAUGAUAGGCUUGAGUGGGCUGAGCUGACUGCCACGACUGCUGAAUGGCAGGAAAGCAUCAUCACAUAUGGCAGCACAGAGGCACAGGCACUGAUGGACAGGUUCACCAGCACAAGAACUACGACCGCCAUGGGCCCUAGCCACGAGGUUGAACCUCGGGACCCCCCGACAUUGCUGCGGGCCCUUGCGCCUGUUGAUGCUUGCUCAAGCCAUUCCCUGGCUGGCAUCCAGGUCUUACCUGCUCAUCUAGCCAGCCAGAGCUUGUCUACCAUUUCGGCAGCAGACCUUUGCCUUUACGCUCCUGCGGCACCCGCUGAUGAUGGUACCAGACCCUUCACGGUCUUUGUUCUGGGAAAUUCCCCAAUUAUUCGGACAGCCGAUCCACAAUGGCUCAUGUGCAGAUUUCUGACCGAGGCCAUGUCGAUCUCCGACCAGGCUGUCCGUCAGGUUCAGUUUCUUCCCCUGUCGAUGCCGGACUUGCCCACUCCACAGUUCGUCAUCACUCCGACUGCCAGCCUUCCUGGCACAAUCAUUUUGCCAAUCGACGCCAGAGAACUGGGAGGCUCGAUUUGCACUGUUGCUGUUAGCGAGGGUGAGCCCGGUCACAGCAUCAUGUCAUCCGUUGCCACUGCUCAGCCAAACAUCCUUCAGGCGAUCCAAGCUUUGCUUGCUUUUGACGCUGUAUUCCUGCAGGAUGCUGCCGGUCAGGUAUGGGAUAGUGGCCCCCCGGAGAGUGCGGCUUCCAGCUGGCUGGCCCUCCGCUGUGACCAGGCUAGGCUGCAACAGGCGCCACCUUCCUUGAGGCGCAUGAUUGCUCCCGCGACAACAAGCACUACGACGGCUGCCUACGCUGCGCAUGGCCCUGAGCCCAUUCUCACUGUCGUCUUGGCGGGGGGAGGCCUGCUCCUGCGUUCGGUGCCCCUUCCACUGUCCCAGGAACCUGUGAUCUCUGUUGCGGCGUCAAUGCCCAGGUCUGCUGCGAGUUCUCACCACCACAUGAUCGGUUUUAUCGUGACUGAGAUGGAGGACGCAGACCGCGAGGUGGUCAUUUUACAAGACCCUUCGAUGGAUGGGUCAUUGUUGUCAGCGGUGGCAAUAGACAGAGGGACGUUCAUCGAAUCCAUGGUUGCUCCCGCGCAAGCAAGAAGGGGCUUCGCAGCUGCACUCAAUGGAGCUCCCCAAGAUGGGGCUAGAAGGCACCUGAUAACUGGAGACUUCAUCCAGAUAUAUCAGAGGCCGUUGGCAGCCCGCACAUGGCCAGUGGCACACAUGUACUCCAUACUCCCCGCCCUGCGUCUUUUCGCGUUGCCAAUCAGACUGCCAGGGGCACGGAGCUUCCUUGGACGCUUGCCUGCAAACGCUGACCGAGGCCAGGCACGGCGGGACCUCCUUCAAGUGAUAGAGCUCCGAAUGCUCGAACAAGCAAUGGAUCUAGGAGAGCCAGGGCCAGGUGGGUACCCAGUGGUCGUCAUGGGACCCGCACAUGUCCCCAUGAUGGUGUACGUUCCAGAAGCGAGCCCAAGCCACGAGGCUACCAUGAGGUUCCUGACUUACUCGGGCCUCUUCACGCCAGGUACGACGUAUGCUGCCACGACUGCCCUAUCAGGCACGAUGCCGAUUGUGGUUAGCAUUCCGCCUCAGGAUCACCUGCUCACUGCCCUGUAUCCGACCCCGGAUACGACAACUACUUGGCUACAGCUAUCGAUUAGCUCCGAAGUCUCUUUGCACAGCUUGGGCCUGCCAGUCCGGAGAGGCAUGGAAUUGGUGUACCCUCCGAGACUGACGCAUGCCACCGUCCUGCAUGAAAGAGUUGCAAGAAGUGGUAGCAGGCCUCCGACAAGAGAUCCAGCUGACAUGUCGUUGAUACAGACCCGUGUGCAACUCUCCAGCGCGCCGCGCCACACUGAUACCGCUACUGCAACGGCAUCCGGAGUGGCCCAACAGAUCCCCACCCCUCUGGGUCGCCGUCUCAUUCGGCCCCUCCCGCCUACAGAGCCAAAAGAUAAAGAUGGCCAGGAUCGAGACUCAGGCGUGGUGCAGCAAAUUGAGCUGUCUUCGCUUAUUCCCGUUCCCCCUCCAGCCAUCACCUGGGAGGUUAAUCCGGAGAUCUGUGAUUUCUGUUUGGCCGCACACAGCCUCAGCUCCAUGGAAGGUUGCCCGAGCAGGUACGGGAAGAUUCCUACCAGGGUGCUCAGCCUAUGGAAUAAGAUUCCACUUUGGCACCCUGGUCGGCCUUGCGAUGAGCUCUUUCUUUUCACAGAUGGUUCCUAUACGGCUGCUAACCGGAAACCGACCUGGGCGGUUGUGCUCGUUAUCCAGGGGCUUUCCAUGACCACUGCAACCGACAAAGUCGCCAGAGCUGCCAUUGGCCUGAAAGCACUACUGGCUACUCAAGGCAAGCAGAUUUACCUGCACAAAGUCCUUGCCCAUGACAACUGUGCACUCAAUGACAUGGCUGAUGCGGCGGCGAAAGCCGUCGAGCGCGACCCCGCGGUCACCGCAUCUGCCCUGACUUUUGAGAACUUCUGGUCGGCAAUUAAUGAGGGAAUAGUUGAUCACCUGUGGAUGGUGCCGGACUGCCCCCAUACCGCUGCCUCCAUGCCGCCCCUCCGAGAAGAUGGCACAUGGUCGCGGGCCAACUGCCAGAUUUCCUGCCCAAAGCCGCUGACACGGCUCUUUGGAAUGCAGCCAGAAGAAUCACAGUGCGGCAUUGCCGACAUUUGCCUGCGUCUCCUCCAAUAUAAUCCGUUGUCCCUUCGCGGCAGCGGAGCGACCGAGCUCAUGGAGAUUGGCCUGCGCAAGCAUAAGAUCGACGUUGCCGGAUUUCAGGAGACUCGUCUUGAUAUGAAAGGGAUCUCAACCAUCGGUUCCUACUGGGUUUUGUCUGCGGCUUGCACUGACAAAGGCAUAGGGGGAGCCCAGCUCUGGAUACGCCACAGUAAACACUGGGACAGACAGGCGUUCUCCAUCGUGCAUGCUGAGCCACAGAUCCUUAUCGUCAUUGGAACCUACAGAGGUGUCCGCGUCCAGCUAGUCUCCGCACAUGCGCCACCAGCGUGUUCGCCUGAGCCUGCUAUUCUCGACUGGUGGUCCCACUUCUCCACGACCCUCCACAGGGCACCUCCCGGCUGUGCCCCUCUGCUGUUCCUAGACGCCAACGCCACGUUUGCCCGCGAAGCUGGCGUCCAAGAAACAGUUGAUUCCAAGCCAACAUGUGCCAACUCCAAACAGUUGCUCCAACUUGCCUCUGCAAAAGGUCUUUAUCUGUCCCCUCACUCCCUCAAGACAGGCGAGGCCUUGCAGUCAUGGACCAGCCCGCAGGGACAUAAGAAGCUGAUCGAUUACUUGGCUGUGCCCGACAACUGGGAGCCUGCUUUUGAGGCGUGCCCAACCCCCUGUUUAGGCGAUUUACAUGCUGACAUCGAUCAUCAGCCAGUUAUGGCGCAGGUGACGGCCAAGGUCCAGGCUAGAGUCGAUCAGAAAGGUCCCAGCCUAGAAGCCAAGAUCUGGGGUAACCCAGUGAACCACCAAGUUGCCGCUGCGGCUGCUUGCACUUGCCCUAUUGUGCAAUGGGAGACUGACAGCACCGCCCAUGUGGACACCCUACACAGACACCUUCAUGGUGUUGUCUCGGCUCAGGCGGUCAUUGACACCAAACCGCCCCGCAACCCGGCACUGUCAGCACCGACCCUUGCCCUGAUACGAGCACACCGACACUUGCGGCGCUGCACACGCCAUGCCAUGCGGACUGCCGACCGCGCAUUCUUGCAGCUCUGCUUGCAUGCUUGGGCAUACAAGGACCGAACUGCCUCUCGCCUCCUUGCAGCUGACCGCCGGGACAGGAUAGCUGCUGCGCGGCGCUGGGCCACCCAAUACCGCCAUGGUAAACAGAUGCGAAGGGCAAUGUGGCGCGACAAGGCGGAAUUCACUCGCGCUGGCAUUCAGGAGGCUCGAUCGGCGGGUCCCUCGACCUUCGCACACAAACUCCGUGCAAUUCUGCGCACCGGCCGCCGGUACAGAGCCCCGCCACUUCUGCCCUGCCUCUCGGACGAACCUGAGUGUCCGAUGACCAAAGACGCCGUUGCGGACAGCUUUGGUGCCUAUUUUGCUAAGGCUGAGAGGGCGAAAUCCCAGCCGGUUGCCGCCCUACUACAGAGGAGUUGCCAGGCUAGACCCGUUGAAGGUUGUUUGACUGGAAAAAACCUUCCAUGUCUAGCCGAACUUGCGGCCGGGUUCGCCAGCCUGCAAAAUGGCAGAGCACCGGGCUUGUCAGGUCUAGUCCCGGAGGUUUUCAGGUCCAACCCCCUCAUGCUAGCCAUCCACUAUUAUCCGGUGAUGUGCAAACUCCUUUUGCGAGACCCCGCGCCCUUCCAAUGGCGCGGAGGCGCAUCUGUCUGUGUUCCCAAACCUGGCAAACCAGCCACGCAGCACCAGGGCUAUCGGGCUAUUAUGCUCUUCGAAUGUGACAACAAAGCCCUGCAGAAAGCCAUGAGACCGUCUUUGCUUGGGGCCAUGGACCGCAUGAGCGUCCCAGACCAAAUGGGAGGACGACCACGUCGUACCUUGGCCAUGCCCUCGGCCUGUGUCAAGGCGCACCUGCAUGCGCUACGGAGAACCAAGCAAAGUGGGGCUGUCAUUUUCAUUGACUCUGCAGCCGCGUAUUACUCCAUAGCCAAAGACAUCCUGGAACUCACGCCUCAACAGAAAGCCGACAGCCGGCUGCUGCAUUGCAGGGCUGCUUUGCUCUUCGAUGACGUGCGCCUCCAGUCUGAAUUUGUUGCUAUUGUUCAAGGGAGCACCAACGAACUCGAAGAGGCUAUGACCCCAGAGCUACGACGCUUCCUACAACAACAGCUCGAUACGACAUGGUAUGUCUCCCGUCGCAACAACAACAGUGCUUACGUAGCUGGAAGCGGGACCGCACCAGGAUCCCCUUUGGCCGACGUCAUGUUCUCGUUGGUCUUUGGCAGGGUCUUGAAAAAGACGGCCGCUUUCCUUCGUGACCAGGGCCUGCAGGCCUCUAUUGCUACUACGGCCCCGGGUGGACAUGGAUUCACGCCAACCUGGGCCGACGACGUAAGCAUUCUACUCCAGGCGUCGGCCCCGGAGACCGUUAUGACUGCGGUUGCUCAGACCAUGUCCUUCUUCCUAGCGGAGCUCAGGCAAGCCGGCCUCAAGGCAAACAUGGGCCCUGGCAAAACUGAAGCUCUUCUGAGCAUCAAUGGUCCUGGGGCCCGACGAGUGCGACAGCAGAUAUUCUGUCAAGACUCCCCCGCCAUCGACCUCAGGUCAGGUGAUGGCGAGGGCGCGAUCCGGGUCACGGCCUCGUACGAGUACUUGGGCUCACUCGUACAAGCCGAUGGACAUGCGCUCCCUGCUAUUCUCCAUCGACGCCGGCUUGCUCGUGAGAUGUUCCGACCGAUCAAGAACAGGAUGCUGCGAAACCCGGCGCUGACCAUGCAGGAGAAGAUCGACCUUGUUCGUAGCCGCAUCCUCACCCGUUUCUUUUACGGGUCAGGAUUGUGGACUCUCGGAACACAACGGGAGCAAGACACGGUGGAGGAGACCGUUUAUGGCUUCUACCGUGGGGCCUUCAGACACAUCCUGGCGGUGUCUGGCCAAGGCUACAGCAACACUGAGCUCGCCGGCGCCUUGUGCCUACCCACGCCAGAAGAGCUUCUCAAUGUGGAACGCACACGCACUGUGGUGCAGCUGGCGCGGGAAGGGCUUUCCACAGUCCUACAAGAGCUGGCUCAGGAUGUUGUUUGGUGGACACAGGCGGAGGAAGCAGUGCGAGCGAUUGGGCUCACGGAGACUGGUGCCUCCCUGUCCGACUUCCUUCCCAUUGCCGUGCACCUUCCGCCAUCUGAGGUGCGGGCCAAAUGCAAGCUCUACCUCACCAAUGGAAUCCGAUCCCGCUGGAUUCCUUUGGCCAAGGUACAGCCCAGACCGGUCUGUGACACGGUCCAAAUCACGGCAGCGUCCGGCCCUCAGCUGCCUUGGGCAUGCCCGCUUUGCCCAUGUGCUUUUGCCACCCGCAAAGAUCUGGCAGUUCAUGAGUCCCGAAGGCACGGGAAGCGGGCGCAGCACGUUUUGUGCGCCGUGGGAUCUAG